Messenger RNA from Penicillium roqueforti, 1758 nucleotides. RefSeq names its product CAZyme family AA1. Bases 1 to 1758 code for a protein of 585 amino acids. The transcript is spliced from 2 exons. Gene Ontology annotation, molecular function: oxidoreductase activity; copper ion binding. The record is from RefSeq and is a predicted model, not a curated record. Lineage: Eukaryota; Fungi; Ascomycota; Eurotiomycetes; Eurotiales; Aspergillaceae.
AUGAACCUCCAAGCUUUUCUCCUCCUGGCAUUCAGCCUGAGCGCUUCUGUCGUGGCCAUUCCACAGAACGCAGCUAGCUCUGUGAAUGUCCAGCUACAAAACCACAGACCCACGACAACCACCAAGAUCACCAAGCCAACAGGAACACCCUGUGUGGGCAACACGCCCCUAACACGGUCCAGAUGGUGCCAAUACGACAUCAACACCGACUACACCCAGAUAGUACCCAACACCGGCGUAACCCAGGAGUACUGGCUCGACGUCGAAGAGCUAGUAGCAGCACCAGACGGGUUCAGCCGGCCAGUAAUGGCCGUGAACGGGACUAUCCCGGGUCCAACGAUCUUCGCAGACUGGGGCGAUGAGGUCGUGAUCCACGUCACGAACAGCCUACACAAUGCCAAGAACGGCACGAGCAUCCACUGGCACGGGAUCAGACAGAACUACACGAACGGCAACGACGGUGUGGUCUCCAUCACGCAAUGUCCCACCGCGCCAGGCUCAACCAUAACAUAUAAAUGGCGGGCCACGCAGUACGGCUCAUCGUGGUACCAUUCGCACAUUGGCCUGCAGGCAUGGGAGGGCGUGUUUGGCGGGAUUGUGAUCAAUGGCCCUGCUACGGCGAACUACCAGGUCGAUAAGGGCAGUCUGUUCCUGACGGACUGGUCGCACCCUACUGUUGAUGAGCUGUACCUGGAGGCUCAGACGAUAGGGCCACCGACUUUGGAUACUGGCUUGAUUAACGGGACGAAUGUCUUUGGUAAUGGGACCAAUUCUACGGGCACGCGGUUCCAGAUGAAGGUCAACCAGGGGUCUUCGUACCGGCUGAGGAUUGUUAAUUCGGCUGUUGAUACGCACUGGAAGUUUAUGAUUGAUAACCAUACGCUUACUGUUAUUGCGGCGGACUUUGUGCCGAUCAAGCCGUUUACGACGGAUUAUAUCAAUAUCGGAAUGGGCCAACGCUACGAUGUAAUUGUAACAGCCAACAAACGCCAAAUCUCCGACUCAUUCUGGAUCCGUGCAAUUCCCCAAGAAGCAUGCUCCGAAAACGCAAACCCAGACAACAUAAGAGGCAUCCUCUACUACGGCAACAGUCCAAACACGCCCACAACAAGGCCCUACACCUUCCCCGACGAAUGCAUCGACGAGCCAGCCUCCAGUCUAAUCCCACAAGUCCCCAAGACCGUCUCCGCCGCAGACUGGAACAACCUAACAGACGUGACACUGGGACGCAACACCGCGAACCUCUUCCGCUGGUAUCUCAACAGCACGACGAUGCAAGUCCUCUGGGAAGACCCGACCUUACUGCAGCUUUUCAAUAACGAAAACACACCCAACUUCACCGAGUCGAGCGGUGUGAUUGAGCUGCCGCGGGCGAACGAGUGGGUGUACCUUAUGAUCAACACGAGUUUCCCGGUCACGCACCCGAUCCAUAUGCACGGGCAUGAUUUCUUUGUUCUGGCGCAGGGGUCGAAUCCGUGGGAUGGGAGUGUGGCGACUAAUAACCCGCCGCGAAGGGAUACGGCGAUGUUGAAUGGGAAUGGGUAUUUGCUUAUGGCGUUUGAGACGGAUAAUCCCGGGGCGUGGCUUAUGCAUUGUCAUAUUGGCUGGCAUACGGAUGAGGGUUUUGCGUUGCAGUUUUUGGAGAGGGAGAGUGAAAUUGAGCCGUUGAUUGAUCGCCAGGCUCUUGAGGAUAACUGUGCUUCUUGGAAUGCUUAUGAUGAGGCUUUUGAUAUUGAGCAAGACGAUUCGGGAGUUUAG